Molecule: messenger RNA, 312 nt
Organism: Plenodomus lingam JN3
Lineage: Eukaryota; Fungi; Ascomycota; Dothideomycetes; Pleosporales; Leptosphaeriaceae
Gene: HSP10
Product: 10 kDa heat shock protein
Cellular component (GO): mitochondrial matrix
Molecular function (GO): ATP binding; protein-folding chaperone binding; metal ion binding
Source: RefSeq, a predicted model, not a curated record
AUGUCUACCAUCAGAUCCAUCCGCUCCAUUGCUCCCCUCCUCGACCGCAUCCUCGUCCAACGCAUCAAGCCCGAAGCCAAAACCGCAACCGGCAUCUUCCUCCCCGAAACCGCAGUCAAAGAGCUCAACGAAGCCAAAGUCGUUGCCGUGGGUCCCGGCGCCCUCGACCGCGAUGGAAAGAGAAUCACACCUAGCGUGGCUGUGGGCGACAAGGUCUUGAUCCCGCAGUUUGGAGGCAAUCCGAUCAAAGUGGGCGAGGAGGAAUUGAGCUUGUUCAGAGAUCAUGAGCUCCUUGCAAAGAUCAACGAGUAA